AUGCCAAUCUCUAUCCUCCCACCUAGCGCACCGCUCCCACCACGGCGCGAUGCAAGAGACGACUCGGACGACUCGGACGUGGACAUGGAGGACGACGACCUCGUGACUUCCGACUCAAAGGCGAUAGUGACACCCGGUGAAGCCAUAACCUCGGACCCGCAAUGGAUGCGCGGCCACGGCACCUACGUUCCAUCCAUGCCUCCGUCUUCCACGACGAUAAUAUCCACCGUCGCCGGUAUCCUGCACAAAACAAACAAGCUGCUCUCGGUACAACCGCUGCGCGCCCGAUAUCAACCAGAAAUUGGCGACCUGGUCGUAGGACGCAUAGUGACAGUGGGAACAAAGAAGUGGAAUGUGGACAUCGCAGCACCAAUGCACGCAAACCUGCCUUUGUCUAGUAUAAAUCUGCCCGGUGGAGUGUUGCGACGAAGAACAACCGUAGAUGAACUGAAUAUCCGGACCUUCUUCCAAGAAGGCGAUCUGCUCGUCGCCGAGGUACAGAGUCUGCACCAGGACGGCACCGCCUCCCUCCACACGCGAUCGCUCAAAUACGGGAAACUGCGCAACGGUCUGUUCACCAGUCUGAGUGGCGCUGGAGGUGGCAUAUUGAGUCGCAAGGGUGGCGUUGUGAGGAGCAGACGGCAGGUCUUUACGCUGAACACGGCGGCCGGCGAGAUCGACAUUGUACUUGGCGUAAACGGUUACAUUUUCAUCAGCAAGCACAUCACAACAAAUGCUGACCCAAAGGAGAUGGGCAUCAACCGACUGGACGAGAGUGUGACUGAGACACUGUAUUCGAGCCAAAACGACGACAUCGAACCGCCAGUCAUGCGGGAGAUAACUAGGGUCAGUACCUUGAUCAGGGGGUUGGUAGCAUGUGGCGCCAAAGUGGAUGAGGAUACAAUUGUCAAGGUUUACGAGGGCGCAGUCGAGCUUGAAGCUGAGGAGCAGAGCCUUGGUGGUGUGGAGAGGGGAAUUGGUGCCAAUGGCGUUGUAGAAGCUGUGCUCGGACGAUUGGAGGUUGAGGCCGCCGGCUGA
Messenger RNA from Alternaria postmessia, 1038 nucleotides. RefSeq lists its product as uncharacterized. Gene Ontology annotation, biological process: nuclear polyadenylation-dependent rRNA catabolic process; poly(A)-dependent snoRNA 3'-end processing; TRAMP-dependent tRNA surveillance pathway. Gene Ontology annotation, cellular component: cytoplasmic exosome (RNase complex); nuclear exosome (RNase complex). The coding region runs from base 1 to 1038 and encodes 345 amino acids. Lineage: Eukaryota; Fungi; Ascomycota; Dothideomycetes; Pleosporales; Pleosporaceae. The transcript has a single exon. Gene Ontology annotation, molecular function: RNA binding. The record is from RefSeq and is a predicted model, not a curated record.